AAAAAGGACAAAAAAGAAUAGAAGCCUAGCCUUCUUCUCCCCCAACUGUUCUCCGACAGCUCCCCUUCUCCGGCAUCUCUUUCGUGACCUCCGCUCUGAUUAGAUCAGCAACGGCGGUAGCGAACAAAACUCCACGGCAGCAGUAGCAACGAUCUCAGGCGCGACGGCGGCGCAAUCUGUUGUGAUCGACGGUGACCCACGGCGACAUUAUCACCUACAGCGAAACACGAGUCUCGAGCGUUCUCUUUGCAGCAGUUGCGGUGGAUCCCUCCGACGAAAUCCAGCGAGAUCCAACGGCUACACGCUAUUCUCCGACUACAACCCGUGGCCAGCAGGGUUGAAUUUUGCUUGGUCUGAGUGGAAAUCUAGCCCAACAACGCGAAUUCCAAGCAAGUUCAAUCUGUAGUUCGAAACGAAAUGAGAACUCAAGGGAAAUGUAUAUGAACGGGAAAGAGAUUAAAACCGGACUCAAUCGAAGUUCUCUAGUGCGGCUCUACGAGAUGUACAACUUUUGCAGUUCUACAAUGGCUUUACCUCUGAUUCUGAUUUUGGGUCUCGGUUAUAUGGGCAACUGUAUGGCUUAUGGUUCCCCUUCCCAGACGACUAUGCAUACUAAUAACUGGGCAGUUCUAGUCUGUACCUCUCGUUACUGGUUCAAUUAUCGCCACAUGGCUAAUACACUAUCCUUGUAUAGGACCGUUAAACGGCUAGGAAUACCCGAUGAGCGGAUUAUACUUAUGCUGGCGGAUGACAUAGCCUGCAAUGCUCGGAACAAGUACCCUGCAAAAGUGUUCAACAAUGAAAAUCAAAAAAUCAAUUUGUAUGGAGAUAAUGUUGAGGUUGAUUAUCGAGGUUAUGAGGUCACAGUUGAAAAUUUCUUAAGGGUAUUGACUGGGCGCCACGAGGUUGCUGUUCCAAGAUCAAAACGCUUGUUAAGUGACGAAGGAAGCCAUAUUCUUCUUUACAUGACAGGACAUGGAGGAGAUGAAUUUUUGAAGUUCCAGGAUUCUGAAGAGCUCCAGAGUCACGAUUUAGCUGAUGCGGUGAAACAAAUGAAAGAAAAACAUAGAUUUAAGGAGCUGCUGAUAAUGGUUGACACUUGCCAAGCUGCAACUCUUUUCAAUCAGCUUCAUUCCCCAGGUGUUCUAGCCAUUGGAAGUAGUAAGAAAGGAGAGAACUCAUAUUCACAUCACUUGGACCCUGAUGUUGGUGUUUCUGUAGUUGACCGUUUCACCUAUUACACGCUAGCCUUCUUUGAGAGAUUAAAUAUGUAUGAUAAUACUUCAUUAAUCAGUCUUUUCAGGUCAUAUAAUCCAAGUUUGUUGAUGUCAACCGCAUAUUAUAAAACAGAUCUAUACCAACGUAAAUUGGAGAAGAUUCCUGUGACAAACUUUUUUGGCUCGGUUAUGGAAACAGUUCAUACCGAUUCAGCUUACAAACUUGUCUCAAGAAAGGGCUCCAGCAAGGCCAAACUAAUGUCACACCACAAUGAAAGAACAUUGAUUUGUUCAGACGAUCCAGAUCAUAUUAGUAAAACAAGCACAAGGGUAACUUUGUUUCUAUUCUAUCUUAUUGAUUUAAAAAAAAAGAGAGAGGGUAAACGACGUGUGAUGCAGGACGACCACGAACACGGUGCUUUAACAAGUAUAUGGAGAAGUUUACAUGAUAAGAUGGAACAAAUUGAAGAUGCUGAUACUUUUGUGAACUAUGGGUUGGCCAUUAUGCUUCCAUUCUUAGGGAUUUCCAUGUGGCUAUCAAGGUGAAGAAGCUGCCUCCUACUUCUUGGUUUCCACUCUGCUUCAGAGUUCAAUAGUUCAUACGUUCAUCUCGACCCCAACCCCGAUGCUAUCUUAAUAAUAUGUUACAAAACUCACGUUUUGAACCUUUACUUCUGGGGAGAGAUCGUGUUCUCUUGUUGCAUAAAAGAGGAAAAAGAUCUUCCAUCAGCUUGAAUCAAAAGAGGUCUAUUACAGAAGGAUGUAGACAAAGAACUCCAUCUACAUCUACAAGUUAGAAUAUACUCUCAUUUUCCAAUUUAUUCCUUCUACUGGUUUGGUGACUUGGAAACAAUAUUAUGAACAUGUCAACAAGAGCAAUGGAGUUAUAUUUGUUUUUUUAUUUGUUGUGAUUUUUAUUUUUCAAUCUAGACAGUAGAAAUAUCUCAUUUUCGCCUUUGUUCCACCUUACCGGCCGCAACAAAGGCUGGAAGUGGGACUAUUCUUACCAAAAACAAGAGAUCUACAUCUCAUCCUAGAAAUAUUACCGGGUAUGAAAUGGUCUCCUCUAUUUCUCUC
Molecule: messenger RNA, 2294 nt
Organism: Momordica charantia (bitter melon)
Lineage: Eukaryota; Viridiplantae; Streptophyta; Magnoliopsida; Cucurbitales; Cucurbitaceae
Product: Peptidase C13 family
Biological process (GO): proteolysis; attachment of GPI anchor to protein
Cellular component (GO): GPI-anchor transamidase complex
Molecular function (GO): GPI-anchor transamidase activity
Source: RefSeq, a predicted model, not a curated record